AUGGGUUUAGUGAUUGGAGUGGACUUUGGGUCAGCUUACUUGCGAGGCGCUGUAAAAAAACCUGACGGUUAUGGCGCUUUCUACGAGAUGCCAUCUGCCAUUGGGGUGCGAAAGCGAAACUGGUUGUGUGGCUACAGCGCUGUACUGUACGCGGCAUCGAAGCCUCAUCAAGUCAUUUUCAACCUCAAGCAGUUUAAGAACCCCAAGUUUUUGGAGACAGUGAAGGAGACUGAUUUCCCGCAUUCCAUUAGCAACGGUCCCGAAGGCUUGAGCAUUCCCUUGACUUUGGGCAAAUCAGUGCGCGAAUGGACCAUCCCGGAACUUGAAGCGCGUCUGUUAGGCGCAGUGACGCAAACGGCGAAGAACCUCUACAAAACGCCUGCAACUGACGCUGUAAUUGCUGUUCCCGAUAACGCUUCUGACGAAGAAAUCGAGUCUAUUGUUAGAUCCGCUAUGCUGUGUGAUCUCAACGUGAAGCCUAUGCGCGAGCUGGUGCUUGCUGUCAUUGCUAAAGGAUUGGAUAAGGGCCUUGGCGAUCGGCUUGUGGCCGUGGUCCACGUUGGGCAAUCGCUCACGAUGUCGCUUGUGCGAAUCAAGGAUCGCGACAUGUACGUCGAGAAAGUCGUCUUGCACGAUGAGAAAUUAUGUGGCAAUGAUGUGGAUGAACGCUUGCUCGAAUUUCUCGCUCCCGGUGUGAAGACGGCAAUUUGGGACCCUUUGGAAAAGGAUGAAAAAAAGAAGAUGAGUGUGGAGCAGCUCCAAAGCCACAAGCACGUUGUUCGGCGGAGACUAUUGAACACUUUGAACAGUGGGAAAAAGAAGUUCGAAUCAAAAGAUUCCCACAAAGUUCAAGUGACGCUUGAAGGACAAAAGUUCAAAACUUUUCUUUUGAGCUCAAAGUAUAAGGAAGUUUGUCAAAACGCGACCAGAUGUAUCAUUGAGAAGGUGAACGAACAGUUUGAAGACGAAAACCUGACCACCGGUGACAAGCACAAGAAGCUGGACCUCUUUGCUGCUGUGAUCGUUGGUGGGCUCUUCAACAACCCCGUCGUGAAGGAAUCGCUCUUGGACUGCUUCAGAGACGUCCCAACGCUUUACGACAGAAUCCCAGAGCAGACAAUCGCGCUCGGCGGCGCGAUGCACGGUGAAAAAAUCACUGAUGGUGGUACUAUCCCCAUCCCCCCCUUUCCCUUUUCCGCACCCGACGAAGGCAGCUCAGUCUAG
This is a messenger RNA of Diutina rugosa, 1224 nucleotides long. RefSeq lists its product as uncharacterized. Bases 1 to 1224 code for a protein of 407 amino acids. Gene Ontology annotation, molecular function: ATP-dependent protein folding chaperone; ATP binding. The record is from RefSeq and is a predicted model, not a curated record. The transcript has a single exon. NCBI's taxonomy places the organism in Eukaryota, Fungi, Ascomycota, Pichiomycetes, Serinales, Debaryomycetaceae. Gene Ontology annotation, cellular component: cytosol; nucleus. Gene Ontology annotation, biological process: protein folding.